Molecule: messenger RNA, 2207 nt
Organism: Mytilinidion resinicola
Lineage: Eukaryota; Fungi; Ascomycota; Dothideomycetes; Mytilinidiales; Mytilinidiaceae
Exons: 4
Coding region: 306-2105 (599 amino acids)
Biological process (GO): intracellular copper ion homeostasis; positive regulation of transcription by RNA polymerase II; intracellular iron ion homeostasis
Cellular component (GO): nucleus
Molecular function (GO): copper ion binding; DNA-binding transcription factor activity, RNA polymerase II-specific; RNA polymerase II cis-regulatory region sequence-specific DNA binding
Source: RefSeq, a predicted model, not a curated record
CCUUCGUCGGGGAACCGCUCUCGUCCCUCGUCGCAGCGUGCACACGCAGCCCAUCUCAAUCCGCUGAAACGGCCCUUGGGCCUCAAUUCCUCGAGCCCCCCGCCGGCUGCUCUCGCUCGAGCCACAGAUCGCGGGGCUGCACCUGUUGCUCUGCAUCCUCUCCAUUUGCUCCCACCCGUCUGCCAGGGCCCGCACAGGUGUGACAGCCUCUGCCCCCCCGGCGCCAGACGUGCCUCGAGCUCUGUCCCCGAAUGAUCAACCCAGGCUCGACGAGCACGUUCCCCGGCCCUUGAUAGCCCGCCGCCAUGUGGGUGGACGUUGAAGGACUCAGGAAGAAGGUCGCCUGCGGCCCAUGCAUUCGUGGCCACAGGUCUUCAAAAUGUGACCACAAGGAUCGCGUGCUACAAGAGGUCCGCAAACCCGGCCGACCUCUAAGUAGCUGUCCGCAUCCCGCUGGGACAUGUAGUUGUGGUCCAAUCUCCAUCACCUACACCCUUCCAAAGACAUCCUCGUGUCUCUGUCCAUCCGAUAGCCCUGCUGCGGCAACCCCAACCUCAACUCCAGCACCUUCGAGCAAUGGCAAUCGUGUGCAGAAGGCUCGAAGCCGGAAAUCUACCAGCGUCAUUUCCCCGGCGAUGCUCGAGAAGGCCAUGAAUGCGAGUGGCCAAGGAGGUGUCAUAGCCUCUCCCGAAGCAGCUGGGCCUCCAGUCAAUGCUUCUUUCCAGGACUCAGAGCCAACUUCAAGCACUGGUGGUUCACCGGCCUCUAGUACCAGCUCAACUCCACGCUUGGGGCCCAUAUCACCUCGCCACCCAAGCCAAUCUGAUACAAGUUUCUUCCCAGCCGAAUAUCGAGCCGUGGCAGCAAAACCGGCCAACGUUUCUUCGUGCUGCCAGCCAAAACAAACCAUCAAAGAAGUAGAUUCCCCGUCCGAGCCACAAAAAGGAUCAUGCUGUAGUAGCAAAAGUCAGGAGCCGAAGAAUGAGGUGGCUGUGAAGAAGUCAUGCUGCUCCGGACCGAAGUCUGACGCUCAAACAGAGCAACUAUCAAUGACGGAAAAUCGAAAACUCUCGCAACAGAACGCACCAUCCUAUCAUCAGUUUCAGUUUCCCAUGAAUGGUCACUUCCCAUCUGGAAUGCCUUCACAGGUGCCCGGAUAUGGUUCCGUGGGCCCAGGCGCGUUAUCACAUAUGGUUAUGCCAACACAGGUUGGGCACUCCCCUGGGAACUUUGGAAUGCCGCCUGGAUAUGGUUUCAUCGGGCCUAUGUAUGGAAGUCCUGCAGUGUAUCAGCCUCCAACACCCCUAGCCACACAAAACGGUCAUAGUACUCCGAACGGCACUGGCCAAAGCGAUAUGGAGCAUAAUUGUCGUUGUGGCGAUGGCUGUAACUGCUUUGGAUGUGCUGCACAUCCACAGAACGCAGCAACCACCGCUUAUCUUCUCGACAUGGACAACUUCAUGAGAAAUGGAGGCUCUGGUUCUUUGUACGCGCUUCCCGCUUACCCACACCAGCCGUUGCCAGUGUCACAGCAGCAUUACGGCUUCGCAUAUUAUGCCCCUGCUCAAGGUAUGAACAUGUCUAGACCACAUCAGACUAUGCCCUUCCAAUACAACCCGAAUCAAGUCUCGGAAAGUUACCUUCAAGGACCAGAUCAUACUUGGCCGCAGAGUGGUCUAAGAAUGCCGGUUCACUCAACAGUACCGACCGAGUUCGAGCAAUUCAACGUCAAUGGCUCGAGGGACGACCAAAGCCAAACCCCAAGACCCAGCACCGCCAAAGGAGACAACACCAGCAACAGCCCAGCAUACCAAGACAGUCCUGGAGACCAAGACAACGAGCCCACACUCUCACCGUCCACCUUCUUCCUCCAGACUCUCGUUCUCCCAGGCUGCAACGAUGUCACUGGCACAUGCCAGUGCGGGGACGGCUGUAACUGCGUUGGCUGCCUCACUCACGGUGGCCACGACGGCAUCCCCCUCGUGCCUCCCAGCAAUCUUGCAUCGCCGGACUUCGACGCCUUUAUAGCCAACACAAAUGGGAUUGCUGGCCUGGCUGACCAAGAAUCUUUCUUCGCUUCACCGUUCACGGAGGCGCCUUCAUGAGCACUCGGCUCAGCGCUCCUUCCACGUUCUCCACUACACUCCUCACUCUUGUACUUCAUGACUGCAUUGCAUGAUACCCCGGGAUCACGCAGGAGGCGAGGC